Meleagris gallopavo (turkey) is the source of this 435-nucleotide messenger RNA. NCBI's taxonomy places the organism in Eukaryota, Metazoa, Chordata, Aves, Galliformes, Phasianidae. The record is from RefSeq and is a predicted model, not a curated record.
AAAGCCAGCUCCUUGCCCCCCACCACCGCGCACAUCCUCAGCGCCCUGCUGGAGUCCCGCGUCAGUCUGCCCCAGUACCCGCCCCCGGCUCUGGACUACAAGCGCUACCUCAAGGAGCAUAACGAACGGCAGUUCUUCCUGGAGCUGGUCAAGGACAUCUCCAAUGACCUGGACCUCACCAGCCUCAGCUACAAGAUCCUCAUCUUCGUCUGCCUCAUGGUGGACGCCGACCGGAGCUCGCUCUUUCUCGUGGAGGGGGCGGCCGCCGGCAAGAAGAGCCUGGUCUCCAAGUUCUUCGACGUGCACGCCGGCACCCCACUGCUGCCCUGCGGCUCCACCGAGAAUAGCAGCGAGGUGCAGGUGCCCUGGGGCAAGGGUAUCAUCGGCUACGUAGCGGAGCACGGAGAGACGGUCAACAUCCCCGACGCCUACCAG